AACGAUCAAAUCGCCGUUUAAGAAACAAAAAAGAAACGUCAAAAUGGCGAUAAAAUUAUUUUUUAUUCUGCCACUGUUAUUGUAUAUAAAGACUGGUGUGUGUUUGGACAAAAUUACUGGAUGUCAAUCGAUGGGUGUAUUUGGAUAUAGUCGUGUGCUCUUAAGUUGUGACACUUUGAUUAAUUGUGAAAUUAAUAAUAGGAAUAAUAAAAAUGAUUUUUUGAUGUAUCAUAACUUUGAAGAUGAUUAUGAUUACGAUAGCGGAGAACGUCGCCGUUAUUCUCACCGCUCAAAUACAUGUGAAUGUUAUAAUCAAAUGUUUACUAACGGAAAUAAUGCCAGUGUAAAGGUUUUAUACCCCUGCUUUGGAAGUCGUUUGGAUGCGACGAUUCCGGGCCUAUUCCAAAAUAUCGAAAAUUACGACAUUUCCCACAAAGGAAUUGAGCUUUUAACUUCAGAUGAUUUGAAUUUUAAAUCUUUGGUAGCAUUGAGAGCAUUUAGCAAUAAUAUAUGUAACAUAUCGGGUUCAAUAUUUUCGCGUGCACCAAAUUUAACUGCAAUUGAUUUCUCGUACAACAACAUCAGCGUACUAUAUCGAAAUGACUUCAAAGGAGCGCCACAAAUCAUUAAAAUGGAUUUUUCAUCAAAUCGAAUUUCUUCACUCGAAAACGAAAUAUUUAUGGACUUGCCGAAUUUAACUGACAUUAAUUUUGCAAACAAUCGAAUCAAUGAACUUCAUAAAAAUAUCUUCAGUGGUGCGGCCCAAUUAAUAACAAUCAACUUUUCGAAAAACAACAUCUCGUUCAUGGAACUGGGCAUUUUUGUUGAUUGUCACAAUUUGACGAAAAUCGAUUUGUCUUAUAAUCAAAUAUUCACCUUGGAUAGAGACAUGUUUUCCACGGUCGCCGAUUUAAGAACAUUAUCUUUAUACGGCAAUCGUAUUGAGGUCAUCUACAGUGACACAUUUAAAAAUAACAAACUGUUGCGGUCCCUAAACGUUGGCGCGAAUCCAAUUCACAGUAUCAAUGAAAACGUUUUAGCACCAUUAGCAGAAGGGGCUAACGUCCAAAUUCCUUGUGAUUUCGAGAGCUUUGAUUCUAGUUCUUUAAAAAAUUACAUGAUUAAUGAUGAACAUGUUAUGGAAUCGUUUUUUAUAAUGCACAAAAUACUAUACUGUCCACUCAUGAAAACCAAAAAUCUAAAAUAUUUGAAUAUAAGUGAAAAUCAGAUGCGUGACACAACAUUUGUGAUGAGUUUUUUAAGUUCAACGAUGGAAGUGUUGGACCUUUCAUCGAAUUCAGUCAAACAAAUCAACUGGGACCUCUUUGGAACGUGUGUCAAUUUAAAAUAUGUGAAUCUUCGAAAUUCCAGCCUAGUUUCCAUCAAUUUUGAUGCAUUUCGUCCGCUUUUGUCGGUCCAUCGAAAACUGGAAGUCAUUCGGUUGGGUGAGAAUCCAUUUAAACGUUUGGAUGCGAAUGUCUUUUUGUUUGCAAUGAAUUCGGUUGAAGUGCAUCUUUCUUGCAGCCAUGUAGAGGAGAUUGAUACCAGCUGCCUUGGAAAAUUGCUGACCAUUGAGUUGACUGAUGAUGAUAUGGUCAUUUUUCACAUUCCCGGUGAUAAGCUUAAAUUGAUAUGUGCAAAAAAUCGAUUCAAAUAUUUGAAAUACCUCAAUAUUUCGGGCAAUCAGCUGCAAAAUGGGCCGCAAUUAAUGGAAUGGCUUGGUGAUUCGAUCGAAACAUUAGAUAUGUCAUCAAAUUUCGUAGGAAAAUUGAGUGCACGUACAUUUGAACGUUUCAACAAAUUGCGAUACCUCAAUGUGAGCAACACGCAGCUUUCAAAUUUUACGUUCGCUACAUUUUACCACCUGGAUAAACUGCGAUCGCUUGAUAUUUCGUUUAAUCAUUUGAAACAUUUGGACUUUACGCUAUUAUUUCGAAACUUUAGGGAACUUUGGACGCUCAAUUUAGAGGGAAAUGACUUGAAUAACAUCGACACAAUUAGUCUUGUGCAUUUUCCAAAACUGAUUUCUUUGGGCAUAUCAAAGAAUAACUUUUCAUGUGAUUAUUUGGCGAAAUUUUUGUUGCCAUGGCCAAAUUUACAUUUGAUGCAUAAUCCAUCGAAUCAAACGCAUAUCAAUGGAGUUGAUUGUCUUCACAUUGAGACGCAAGGAAUUUCCGUCGAUAAUUCAACAAAAUUGCAACCAAAACGAACAACUGAAGUACCUGCAAUCGAAUCGACUUCAUCGAAAGUUCUUUCUCACACAAGUACGACGCAAAAAACGAUCGAGCCAAAUGAAGAUAAACCAAAUACGCGUUUUGAGUGUGUCAAUUUUUCAAUGAUAAUGGACUCGGAAACAGUGGAUAUUUCAUGCGAUAAUUUGGAAAAAAUUGACACCAGUUGUAUGGGAAAUCAACUGCAAAUCACAUUGGAUGAUAAGGAUGUGGUUUUUCACUUAACCGAUACGAAUUCAACGCUUUCGUGCUCUAAUGAUCAAUUUCAAAAGCUUCGGUACUUGAAUAUCUCUGGAAAUCACCUUCAAAAUGCUUCGCAAUUAAUCCAAUUGCUUGGUACAAACAUUGAAACAUUGGAUGUAUCGUCGAUUUUCGUGGGCGCAUUAGAUGAACAUCUACUUGAAAAAUUCACUAAUUUGAAGUAUUUAAGGCUGAGCAAUACCAAUCUAACCAAUUUCGGAUUCGGCACAUUCUAUCAUCAACGUAAAUUACGAGCUCUUGACCUUUCUUUCAAUCAUUUGCAAAACAUCGAUUUCACUUUGUUAAUGAGAAACUUCAAGGAAUUAACCACGCUCAAUGUGGAAGCCAAUGAUUUAAACGAAAUAGAUUCAGUAACGCGGAAAAAUUUCCCGCAACUGCGUUUGUUGGGCAUUUCGAAGAAUAAUUUUUCGUGUAAAUACCUGAGCAAGUUUUUGUCUCAGUGGGAUAAUGAUCUACAUUUGAUGUAUAAUCCAUCAAAUAAAACAAAUAUUGAUGGUGUCGACUGUUCGCAUGAAGAUGAAAAAGUAAGAAAUGUUGCCGAAGUUGAUGCAAAUGAAAGUGCAAAUUUAAGUCAAAAGAAUUCCACUUUUCCCAAAGAUGAUAUGAGAUCUGACAAUGAACAACACAAGGUUAUGACUGCUACCUCAUUGAAUAUUUUAGGCGAGCUGCAAACAUUGAAGUAUCUCUUUGUGGUUGUCACGAUACUCGUGGUUUUAUUUGGUGGCACGUACUGGAUUUUUAAAACGAAAACACUUCAACGAAUGAAACGAAAUAUGGUUUGGAGUUCGUCGGAUACCAAUGUGAAUCAACAACAACACGGUAGCAAUAAUACUAGUUUUAUGGAAUUAUCGCAGAUACAAUGAGAAUUAUAGCAUCGAUUGACUUCUUCAACAAAAACAUCAAUCUCAUUUUGAAAUUAUUUCAAUUCAACGAACGGAAUAUAUUUUAAAAGUAUAUAUUGAAGUUCAGUAAUUACUGGAAAAUAUUUAAA
This is a messenger RNA of Contarinia nasturtii (swede midge), 3483 nucleotides long. Its product is annotated as chaoptin-like. The record is from RefSeq and is a predicted model, not a curated record. The transcript has a single exon. Lineage: Eukaryota; Metazoa; Arthropoda; Insecta; Diptera; Cecidomyiidae. Bases 44 to 3355 code for a protein of 1103 amino acids. Gene Ontology annotation, molecular function: protein binding.